UGAACUCAUUCAUACGAGUGAUUAUAAAAUAAGAAAGAAAACCGCACUUAAUAAUUCAAUAUGAUUAAUUAGAACAAUUCACUACAAUUGCACCUCAGAGAGCUAGCUGCAGGUGAGAGAGAUGACAAAGGCUAUACACGUGACAAAUCGAUCAAUUUUCAAUUCAAUCAUUCCCAUAGCUCGCCAAUUUUUCUCUACAUCAUGUGCAGUAGCAAGUUUAGAAUCAGAUCCAGAAGGGGUACGCAAAUUACUUGGUUCAUCUAUGGGAGUUCUACAAGACAAAGAUCUUCUCAAAAAGGCUCCAAAUGGGGAGCUUUUAGUACUAUAUCUUAUUGACAAUGGGGCAAUGGAACCAGAUGCCAGUUUGUACAACCAGCUUCUGAAGAAAUGUACAGAAUGGAAACGGCUGAAAGAAGGCAAAGUGGUUCAUGAACACUUCUUGAGAUCGAGGUUUAGACAUUAUACUGUUCCGAAUAACAUGUUGAUUAAUAUGUAUGCGAAGUGUGAGAGUAUGGCUGAUGCUCGCAAGGUGUUUGAUGAAAUGCCUGAAAGAGAUAUGGUUUCUUGGACUGCGUUGAUUACUGGGUAUUCGCAGAAUGAAGGUGCUAAGGAGGCGUUGCUUUUGUUUACUGGGAUGCUGAGGAUUGGGUUUAUGCCGAACCAGUUUACGUUUGGGAGUGUUCUCAAGGCUGCUGGAGCGUUGGAGAGUGGCGAAACGGGUAGGCAACUACAUGGGACAUGUGUGAAGUGUGGAUAUGAAGAGAAUGUUUAUGUUGGGAGUGCUCUUGUGGAUAUGUAUGCAAGGUGUGGACUAAUGGAUGAAGGGAAGAUUGUGUUUGACAAGUUAAGUUGCAAGAAUGAGGUAUCUUGGAAUGGUUUGAUUGCUGGGUAUGCAAGGAAAAGUGAGGGAGAAAUUGCUGUGAGGCUUUUCUCUGAGAUGAAAAGAGGCGGUUUUCAGCCUACCCACUUUACGUUUUCUAGUGUUUAUGCAGCCUGUGCAAGCAUUGGAGCUCUAGAGCCCGGGAAAUGGGUGCAUGUGCAUAUGAUCAAAUCAGGGUUAGAACUUAUUGCUUUUAUUGGGAAUACUCUGCUUGAUAUGUAUGCUAAGUCUGGUAGCAUUGAUGAUGCCCGAAAGGUUUUUGAUCGGUUAGUGAAAAAGGAUGUGGUCUCUUGGAACUCGAUGCUUACCGCCUAUGCUCAACAUGGACUUGGAAAAGAAACCGUAGAGUGCUUUGAGGAAAUGCGUAGGAUAGGACCUGAACCUAAUGAAGUGACUUUUCUUUGUGCUCUCACAGCUUGCAGUCAUGCUGGGCUUCUAGACAAAGGAAUGCAUUAUUUUGAAUUGAUGAAGAAAUUUAAAAUAGAACCUAAUAUUUCACAUUAUGUGACCAUUAUUGAUCUAUUUGGUCGAUCAGGUCAACUUGGCCGUGCUGAAAAGUUCAUUAAUGAAAUGUCAAUUGAACCAAAUGCAGCCGUUUGGAAAGCUUUGCUUGGAGCUUGUAGGAUGCAUAAAAAUUUAGAGUUGGGUGUUUAUGCAGCUGAACGUGUGUUUGAACUUGAUCCACAUGAUUCAGGGCCACACAUUUUGCUGUCCAACAUCUAUGCCUCUGCUGGUAGGAGAAGUGAUGCUGCAAGAGUUAGAAAAAUGAUGAACCAGAGUGGAGUUAAGAAAGAACCUGCUUGUAGUUGGGUGGAGAUUGAGAAUGCUGUUCAUAUGUUUGUAGCAAAUGAUGAUGCCCAUCCACAGAGAGAGGAGAUCCGCAAUAUGUGGGAGAAGAUAACUGAUAAAAUUAAGGAAAUUGGCUAUGUGCCAGACGCUAGCCACGUGCUUUGGUUUACGGAUCAGCAGGAGAGGGAAGAGAGGUUGCAGUACCAUAGUGAACGACUUGCGUUAGCAUUUGCACUUCUCAAUUCUCCACCUGGGUCCCCUAUCCGUAUAAAGAAGAAUAUCAGAGUUUGUGGUGAUUGCCAUACUGCGUUUAAGUUUGUUUCAAAGGUGGUGGACAGGGAAAUCAUCUUGAGAGACACAAAUCGGUUCCAUCAUUUUCGCAAUGGUUCUUGUUCCUGUGGAGACUACUGGUAGUGCAAAAAUAAUUUCCCAUAAAUGCAAUGGUUUAACUAUCAAAGACUCGUUUAAAUUAUCUGUGGUAACGUGAAAUCAUUCUGGAUUUGACUAUCAUGUUGGACAUUGUUGGGAUUGGAUGAUGCAUGUUUUCCUACCAAAAUUGGUUGUUGGCAUAUACACAAGCAUCUUUUAUAUAUGCAGUCAUCCAUCCAAUGGAUUAGAGGUUUUUUUUUGCCUUAUAAGGCUGGUUUUGACUAUUUAAUUGCUUUCUAACUCAUGGUUAGAACCAGGUUACUCUCAUGGUCUCUGCCUCUCUGAAUAGCACAUGAGUGAUAGCAUAAUGGCCAGAGGUUCUGGAAAUACUGGUGUCAAUUGCUGAUGAUUUUUGCACUUGUAGAAAAUCAAGACUAUCUUGCAGAUUCUGUCGGGAAGCAUCCAGGUAUAAGCUGAAGGGACCUUUAUGCUGAAAGACUGUAGUCUCAAUAUUUUAUCUACAUUUCAUGUUCUGAAACUGCAAAUAUUCAUAGUAGCGACUGUGUACGUAGUUCCUACCAUAUGAAAGAAAAUUUGUAUUUUGUCCCUAAAUUUUAAGUACCUUGAGCUCUACCUUCUGUGUUUAAAGAGCGUGUAACAUUUUCUACUCCACAUUUUCUCUUCAUGCUCAGGACAGAUACACACGUCUUGUUAUGUGCAAUCUUUUUAGUAAUAUCGGACAUGAUUGCUUCGUGUUUAUAUUUCUAACAAUGUGGGUCGAACUCUCUCACAUAAUCUCCCAUAAAGGAGUUAUUACAGUUCUUAAAAGGCAUACUUCUGCUCGAAGAUCAACCAUAAAGUGAAAAGGCCACUUUGUUUUCCCCUGUCUUGUGUAUAUCCAGAUUUUGUGUUGGGUUGGUUCCUCAUUAUUGACGUAAAUAAUGUUACUUGGUGCCACAUUCUGACAUUUAUGAUUUUACCUGUGAAGAAAACAGAAAUGAGUUAAUGCUGCUCUCUUGAACUUCAGGAACAAUAGCAUGGACUAGCAGUGUAGCAAUGCAACUCAGAAAUGCUAAAAACCUUCUCAAAUUCUUCUAAGAUGUGUAGGUACUCAAGGCCUUGAGAAUGGUACAAGCACAUGGAUCCAUGAAGAAACUAUGACAGACACCAAUCGGUCUGGAAAUAAUUUCAUAGAACAUGGUGAAGCAGAUGAAAUUUGAGAAUUUUGAUGGAAAAUGUGAGACUGCACUGUGAUGAGGGUAAGACAACCACCUUGGACCCCGAGCUUCGAAUUAGGUCAAAGAUUGCUGGUUAAUUUAACCCUUGUUACUAGGCUGAAUGUCACCGAAAACUUAAUAUUCUAAUGUCAGCAAGUAGAAAGCACCAGACAGCUUGGAUUCAGAUAACUAUAGUUACAGGUCUUGGCUAAUGCGACUAUGAUAUGAUCAUCUCAGUUAUGCUUUCCUGGAUUAUAUCAUUUGCAUUUUGAACGGGGAUUGUGUUUUGCUGAUCGAAAUGCAAAGAAGAUGGAAGGAUGUGACGAAGAAGAAAAGAUCUUUCACCAGAUCAUGUCAAAGAAGCUUAUGGCUAAUCUACAUUAGGAUUGUGACAAGACACAACUGAAGUACUUGUUGUGAGAAUGUCUCUUUUCAUGUUUUCAUGACAUAACUCUUUACUGUUGCUUGAAUUCGACGUGGUUGUAAGAACAGAUUGUUUAGGUAUGAUGUAUUAUCAGAGAUUUUGUCAGUGUUAAUAUAAACUAAUAUACGUACCCGCACGUUGCGCGGAGAAU
Solanum dulcamara is the source of this 3830-nucleotide messenger RNA. Its product is annotated as pentatricopeptide repeat-containing protein At3g24000, mitochondrial. Lineage: Eukaryota; Viridiplantae; Streptophyta; Magnoliopsida; Solanales; Solanaceae. Gene Ontology annotation, molecular function: protein binding; zinc ion binding; RNA binding. The transcript is spliced from 2 exons. Gene Ontology annotation, biological process: RNA modification. The record is from RefSeq and is a predicted model, not a curated record. The coding region runs from base 122 to 2083 and encodes 653 amino acids.